Akanthomyces muscarius is the source of this 2733-nucleotide messenger RNA. RefSeq lists its product as uncharacterized. Gene Ontology annotation, molecular function: protein tyrosine phosphatase activity. Gene Ontology annotation, biological process: protein dephosphorylation. Lineage: Eukaryota; Fungi; Ascomycota; Sordariomycetes; Hypocreales; Cordycipitaceae. The coding region runs from base 1 to 2733 and encodes 910 amino acids. The record is from RefSeq and is a predicted model, not a curated record. The transcript has a single exon.
AUGACUUCACCACGCGCUGCCCAUUCCGUCGGCCAAAAUCACCCGCCCAGGGGUUCUCCAAACCGCAGACCACAGGCACGCGCCCCCAGUCCCAACUAUUUUGGCCUGGUCAUCGACUCCAAUACCGAGGGAGCCGACUCUUCAGGCCCCGGAAAAGACAACUGGAGUCCUGCCGGCUCGUCGAUAAAGUCCUUCGCCGCUGCUCUGCCCAAGACGGUACCCCUCGAGCCUAAUUCUGAGUUUGAAGCUUUCAAAAGGCAGGCAGACCGCAAUCGCGGCCCCUCCUUUGCCCUUCCCACGACCAGCCAUGUACCUUCUGCGUCAACACACAUGGCCCGCCCUCGGCCGGCUCGCUGGCAUUCCCAUAACCACGAGCCUGCCGCCGAGCCGUCGUCGUUUCGGCUGGCCUUGAACAGAAUCCGUGCUGAUAUGGGUCCGACGAAGAAGCCCGACGCCGACCAAAGUAGUCUCUACGACUCUGCAUAUGUAUCCUUGGACUCGAAGAGUAACUCCGAUGCGUCUUUGAAGCCAACCCAGAAUGCAGCUCCUGCACAAGUUGCCUCCCCGCUACCUAUGGUCGAAACGCCGCAGCAGCCGCAGCAGCCAUUUGAUCACCUAUCGUCGGCCGAGCAUCACCGCGACGACCGACGCUCACUUAACGAACUUAAACCACGCCGGCCAUCGCCAAGUCUCGGCAACAUGGCACGUGCCUCCACGCUGCCAAUGAAGCUCGACACUUUCCAGAGCCCCCUCAUGUCUGGCGACCAGCUCGUCAACAUUAUGGAGACGAAUGAUAUCGAUGGUAUUCUGCUUCUUGAUGUUCGUUCGGUUCAAAAUUUCUCACACAGCCGUAUCAAGCAUGCCCUCAACAUUUGCAUUCCUACGACGCUGCUGAAGCGCGCCACCUUCGGCAUCGAAAAGCUUCAACAGACCUUCCAGGACAGCAUCAACUCGACAAAGUUUAACCGCUGGAGGGACAUGCAGUGGAUCAUUGUCUAUGACACGAACGCUUCAGACAACCGCGAUGCUCUUACAGCCCAAAGCAUGAUCAAAAAGUUCACCACUGCGAAUUACUCUGGAAAGACUGCCAUCCUUCGCGGAGGCUUUAGUCUUUUCCGUCAAUCAUUUCCCAACUACGUUGACAAUGAGCCCGCCCAACAGCCAGCCACAAGGUCGGAGAAUGCAACUUCGGAUAGAAACGCUAUUGCACCUGUCAUCGGAGGCGUCAUGCUACCAUCCAGCAUGCAGGAACCUAACCCAUUCUUUUCCAAUAUUCGCCAGAAUAUGGACCUCGCAGAUGGUGUAGGCCAAUUUGAUGUCCGAUUGCCCGAUGGCCUCGAUUCUUCAUGGCUGCCAAAAUGGCUGCGUGACGCCGCAGCGACCGAAGACCACGGCAAAAAGGUGUCCGACAAAUUCCUUCACAUUGAGCAAGAGGAACAGUCUCGUAUGAAGGGUGCGUAUGCUGCGUUCAACCCCAACAACGCACAGUCUGCAAACAAUAUCCAGCUAUGUGGUGUGGAAAAGGGAGUCAAGAACAGAUACAAGGACAUUCUUCCAUUUGAGCACAGCAGAGUCCGUCUGCAGAACAAGGCUCCUGGUAGCUGCGACUACAUCAACGCCAGCCGCCUCUCCGCUGCGCGUAGCAAUAAGAAAUAUAUUGCCACGCAGGGUCCUUUGCCGGCUACCUUUGAAGACUUUUGGUCUGUUGUCUGGGACCAGGAUGUUCGUGUCAUUGUCAUGUUGACGGCAACAACGGAGGGCGGGCAAUUGAAAUGUCACCCGUACUGGGAAGAUCGCGAGUUUGGACCCAUCAGGCUGCGGCCCCUAUCCGAGAAGAAGGCCUCGCUUGAUAUGGACAAAUAUAGAUCUGAUUCCCACAGCACGCCGUCUUCGGCCUCCUCGGAACGUGGCCGACGCCGAGCCAACACCACGACAGCAUUUGAAGCGGCACCGAGCUUCUCACCUACAGAAGAGACUCCUUACGUCAUUAUUCGCAAGUUUGCGCUCUCGCACUCUUCUCAUCCAUUCGCACCAAUGCGCGAGAUUACGCACCUCCACUUCCCUGGCUGGCCCGACUUUGGAACUCCUGCCAAACCAUCGCACUUGCUUGCGCUUGUGGAGUUAGCUAAUGUGAUGCAGCGGGCUGCUAUGCCCGUCGAGACCAGCGUUAUUGUUGAAUCGCACAAGGCAAUGGGUGGCGCACUGCCCAUCGCGUGGCACGACGAACCAGAGGCCAAUGAGAACAGCCGGCCCAUGCUUGUUCACUGCUCAGCGGGCUGCGGUCGCACGGGCGCUUUCUGCACCGUCGACAGUGUCAUUGACAUGCUGAAGAGGAAGCGCCAGGCAGAUAUCACCGGCGUCGCCGUCAAGGAUAGCGAUGGCGACGUGGACAUGCUCGCCUCUGCGGGAGGUGUUUCGCCCACGUCAACAUCCGAGUCCUAUUUCCAGAUGAAUUUGGUCUCUGCGGCCAACCAAGUCUCCAACCUGCCCCAUCAGCAGCAAAAGUCGGCGCCACUUGAUACCAAGUGGCUGAAUGAUGACACUGUGGACUUGAUCCAAAAGACUGUCCAAGACUUUCGACAGCAGCGUCUCAGCACAGUGCAGAGUCUGCGGCAGUAUGUGCUGUGCUACGAGACGGUCUUGGAAUGGAUGCACUGCAUGCACGACAGGACAGCCAGCACGAUGGCUGGACGCAAGCGCAGUGGCAGCCUGACUCUCACGCUACCACACUGA